Molecule: messenger RNA, 1224 nt
Organism: Conger conger (European conger)
Lineage: Eukaryota; Metazoa; Chordata; Actinopteri; Anguilliformes; Congridae
Product: LIM/homeobox protein Lhx9-like
Exons: 7
Coding region: 1-1224 (407 amino acids)
Biological process (GO): neuron differentiation; regulation of transcription by RNA polymerase II
Cellular component (GO): nucleus
Molecular function (GO): RNA polymerase II transcription regulatory region sequence-specific DNA binding; DNA-binding transcription factor activity, RNA polymerase II-specific
Source: RefSeq, a predicted model, not a curated record
AUGUAUCUUUUGGCCACACGGUUCACUGCAGAGGUGUGGGCGGGCGGCUGGGACAGCGCCCUGGAAGAACUGCUGAGCAGCGGUUUCCCUGGCGACGAGGGCUCACGUGGUUUCCCUGGUGACGAGGCGUCACAGGGGGGCGAUGCCGCACAGGAGGGGAGGAGCCCCACCGUGACGGACGGAAGCCCCGCCCACAGGUCCCCGGUGCCGUCCAUGGAGGCGGGGCCUUGCACUGUGCUCUGCGGCGGCUGCGGGGGGCGUGUCAGCGAUCGGGUCAUCCUAUUGGCCGCGGGGCGGGUGUGGCACGGGGCGUGUCUCCGCUGCAGCCUGUGUCAGUGUGAGCUGCAGUCGCACGCCUCCCUCUACUGCCGAGACGGAAAGAUCUACUGCCAGCACGAUUACUGCAGGUUGUUCAGCGUGGGGAGGUGUGCUCGCUGCUCCCAGCCAAUCCCGUCGUCCGCUCUGGUUAUGAGGUCAGGGGCGCUGACCUUCCACCCUCACUGCUUCUCCUGUCAGGAGUGUGAUGUCACUUUGCUCCCUGGAAAUCUGUACUGUGCACGUGGGCGGAGCUUGUACUGCCAAUCACACUACCAGGCUGAUGGGAGAGCACGUCCUCCAGGUCCCGACCAACUCAGACAAACAGACAGAGAAGGGGAGGGGGAGGAGUCAGUCAGCAGCCCUGAGCCCCGAUUGGAGGAUGGAGCAGCAGGGGGCAGGGCUCGGGGGAGGACCAAGCGAAUCAGGACGUGUUUCCGGAGUGAGCAGCUGAGGGCCAUGGAGUCAUAUUUCGCCCUCAAACACAACCCGGACGGCAAGGACUGGACCUGUCUCUCGCACCGAACCGGGCUCCCGAAACGGGUGCUACAGGUGUGGUUUCAGAAUGCCAGAGCCAAACUCAGACGUUCCCUCCCAGCAGACGAUUCGCAGAGCAACUCCCCUGCCGCCAUGGCGACAAUGCCUGCGUCCAUGGCAACCUCCCAACCAUCACAGGCUCUCCAAACCAGCACCAUCGACCAAUUGGAGCUCUCCCUGCUGACAGCGCCCCUGAGCGACACGCCCCAAAGUCCCAUUGGCCAGCCCAGGGGAUAUAAAGACUCUUUCCUCCUGGACUACAAUUCCCAGAGUCCACCAAGGCUCUCUCCAUUAAUGACCCUCGACUUUGGGGAGGCCAGUUCAGGAAGAGAGGGAGAUUGCAACAAGACGCCUCAGCAAUAUUAUUGUUAG